AUGGAAACCUUAAACGUGCCUUUUCGAAACACAUCAAAAUCAAGAUACAGCGUCUUACACUCUGCGCUUUCAUUUUGCCCCAUCUCGUCGUCCUGUCCACUUUACCAUGCUGCUGUUUCACUCCCCUUUUCUCUCUUAUUCAGGAUUUUGCAUUCUUAUCCCAUGCCUCUUCGUUUAUCACGUACUGUGGCUCGUUUUCUCAUAGAGAAAAUUCGUGAUCGAUUGAAAUUACUGGAGUCUCUGUUGCUUGAGUUGCACGAUGUGGAUAACAGGUUGAAAAUGGAGCUACUUUCCCUCACCUCAUUGGCUGAUGCGGACUUAGUGGAUUCAGAUCUUGAUGAGGACGAUGAGUUUCCUAUCCCAUUCAAUCUCAUCAAUGAAGCCGCGAACCACGUGGAUGCUCCGCACGAUUUCUCCCCCUACCAUCUGAUCGAUCUUGACCAAGUCUGGGAGCCUGAAGAACGGGAAAGGAUUUACUCAGAUAUCAUGGCGGCUGAUGCUGACAAUCUGGACGGAUUCGUCACUCUUGAAGGCCACCCUAAUGUGGGCACAGAGGAGGAUGGCGACGACGACGACGGUGAUGUGGACGCGAAGCAAGGGGAUGCUGCUCUUCAGUUACCCGGAUCCACAUCUCAAGCGGUUAAUUUUCUCUCCGGCCUACUCAACGAUUCCUCGCUAAAUUUCUCUUAUCUAACAGUUGAAGAGGGAACCAUGUCCUCUGCUCCAUCCGCCGGACUUACCACAGAAAGUCUUUUGAAUACGGACAGGCUUUUGCGAUUCAGGCACCCCGAAGAACAAAGCUCAGCUGCCGACUCGGUGGGAUCCAGCUCACCAAGUUCGUCUCUGUCUACCCCUUCUCCUUUCACUCUUCGUUCGCGGAGGGCAUUGAACACAACUCCCGACUCAUCUUCCUCACUGUUAUCCACUCAGAACCGGCUUUGCUCCCCCUCUCCCAUCCUCGAUUCGAACCAAUCGGCAGAUGCAUCCCACCUGCGCCGCCACAGUCCUGAAUCGAGUCACACCAUCCGACAACAGAAUCAUGUCUAUUUUCGUGACGAACCCUGUGAGGACUUCACAGAGUCUGAUGACAUUGGCCCGGUCGAAGAUACAUUCCUGUCCGAUCAAGUUCCCCAAAACAAAGUGGUUCUCUCCACAUGGAUCUAUUGCGCUGCGCUAUCCAUCUUGAUUUUGUUGAUCGUUCUCUGGUCGCGACUACACGCUCCCGACUACACUCCUCCCUCCCAUUCCACCAUUUCGGACCGGUUGCACACACUUAUGGGACAGUUAUCCGCAGAAUUCCCAAACCAAACAAGCCGGUUUUGGGCUCAACUCCGUUCGGCCUUGGAACAGCCUUAUCGACGUGUUUGGUCGAAUAACGGACAUUUGGAUGACGAUCUGAGCAACCCUACAGUUGUCCUCUUUGUCAAGCGACAGCCGUGGAACGACGGGAACAACGGAAAUAUAGAUUUCAACUCCUUGUUUCGGUGUUUCAUCAAUCGGUUCGCCUCGUUGACCACAUCUGCGGUACUUGGGCGAGAUCGGCCUGAUUGCGUUGUACCUAUCCAACCGAAUAUGCUCGGGAUCCGAGAGGAGCAGCCUCUGAUUGACAAAGAGUCGGCCAACUACAAACUGGACAUUGAUACAAAACUGAAGCGCGCGUACAACAACGGAAUUCGGUGCUUCCAUUUCCCAUCCAUCGAUGCCCUUCCACCAGAUGUGAUGCUCCUGUUCCACGGCAUCGCAGAUGCACAGAAUUCAGUCUACAAAGAAGCCUUGUUGUUGUUCAGUUUGGGGCACACCUUUCGCUUUGACAACCAAUCCGUACCUUUCGACUCAGCACUAGCGUCGGAACAUCGUCAAUUGGAGCGCCAAAUUCAGCGUCACCUACGCACUCUGUGGACUUCCGCUUUGGGCAGCGAAGAAACGGAUGCUCUACUGUCGCGUCUAACUCCCACCAUAGCAGUGUUUCAUCCGACGGAAUCGGUCGUCCCCGCAACAUGUGAAGGCAAUGACGCAUGA
Messenger RNA from Dicrocoelium dendriticum, 2019 nucleotides. NCBI's taxonomy places the organism in Eukaryota, Metazoa, Platyhelminthes, Trematoda, Plagiorchiida, Dicrocoeliidae. The record is from the annotation of a GenBank genome assembly.